Kwoniella botswanensis is the source of this 828-nucleotide messenger RNA. RefSeq lists its product as uncharacterized. Gene Ontology annotation, biological process: lysosomal transport; endocytic recycling; retrograde transport, endosome to Golgi. The record is from RefSeq and is a predicted model, not a curated record. The transcript has 5 exons. Gene Ontology annotation, cellular component: membrane; EARP complex; GARP complex. Lineage: Eukaryota; Fungi; Basidiomycota; Tremellomycetes; Tremellales; Cryptococcaceae. Bases 1 to 828 code for a protein of 275 amino acids.
AUGUCAUCCUCGCCCAUACCGCGAAGGCACUCCGAGAUGCCCUCUCGAUCGACGCCUCCCCGGAGGAUCAGCACCUUCACCGAUUCUGGCGGGGGGACACCAGGGGAAAUGAGGAGAGGAAGUAGUGCAAUUGGCGCUGCGAGUGCUGAACAACGUAAAGCAAGGAGAGAACAAUUUAGGAAUUUCUACGGUAUCAAGGAAGGUCCCGGUUCAGGUCAGACUGUUGACUCGCCUGUGGAUCCUGCAAACGGGAAUCCAUUGGAUAUAGAUUCCACUUCGUUCAACCCUUCUGCAUAUUAUGAAGAUCUGAUAUCGAAGAGUAAUCUAAAGAAAUUGAUGGAGAAAGCUUCUAUCUUGAAUUCAGAUAUAGGUAAUUUAGAAGGAUCUAGACAUAGUUUAGUAUACAAUCAUCAUCAUCAGCUGUUCUCAGCUGGAGAUACGAUAUCAAAAUUGAAUUCCCGUACACCCCAACUCUUAUCCAUCGUUGGCGAAUUGCAGGAAUCUUUCUCCAAGAUUGAACAAUUGAUAGACUCGAUAUCUAUCAACGAUAUCAAAGUCCCCCAAGAGGAUAUACCAACACCAAACAACGAUGAGAGUGGGCUGAUUUUGGAGAGUUUGAGGAAUGGGAAGAGGAGAUUGGAAUUGAUGAUACUGGCGAAAGGAUCGCCAGAAAAGAUACGGUCAACCCAUGACGAGUUGGUGCGAGAAGUCAAAGAUACGGAUACAGAUGGAAGUAUCAAUAAUAAUCGAGAGAUUCAAGCUAUCUUAGAAGAGAUAGAAAAAGUGGUACAAAGUUACCUCAGAGACAAAGAUCAGGCUACAACGUGA